This is a messenger RNA of Lampris incognitus (smalleye Pacific opah), 2791 nucleotides long. RefSeq names its product homer protein homolog 3-like. The record is from RefSeq and is a predicted model, not a curated record. The transcript has 9 exons. Gene Ontology annotation, biological process: G protein-coupled glutamate receptor signaling pathway; regulation of store-operated calcium entry. Gene Ontology annotation, molecular function: G protein-coupled glutamate receptor binding. Gene Ontology annotation, cellular component: postsynaptic density; dendrite; plasma membrane. Bases 107 to 1171 code for a protein of 354 amino acids. Lineage: Eukaryota; Metazoa; Chordata; Actinopteri; Lampriformes; Lampridae.
GUAAAAAGCAGAUUGGGACAACGGCGGCAAAAUACAGCAGUCACAAGGCAAACUGUUCUUGCUGAAGAAUAACCACAACGGCCUUUCAUAAUCUUUUUACAUCGAAAUGGGGGAGCAGCCGAUUUUCAGCGCCCGGGCCCAUGUAUUCCAGAUUGACCCCGCAACCAAGAGGAACUGGAUCCCAGCCAGCAAACAUGCGGUCACCGUCUCUUUCUUCUAUGACACCAACCGCAAUGUCUACCGCAUCAUCAGUGUGGGCGGGACUAAGGCAAUCAUCAACUGUACAAUAACACCAAGCAUGACAUUCACCAAGACCUCCCAGAAGUUUGGCCAGUGGGCUGACAGCAGGGCCAACACAGUCUAUGGUCUGGGGUUUGCAACAGAGCAGCAGCUGCAUCAGUUUGCAGAGAAAUUUAAGGAAGUGAAAGAUGCAGCUCGCCUGGCUCGGGAAAAGUCACAAGAUAAAGAACUGGCCAACACAGCUCUCACCAUUGCUGCUCCUCAGGACCUCUCAGAUGAACUGCAAUCUCCACCAGUGAUGUGUGUGAAUGGGCCUGAGGACAAGCUGUUCAGAAGCCAAAGCGCAGACAUCACCCUGUCUUCUGAGAAGGAGCGCAUCAAAAAGAUGCUUUCUGAAGGGUCGAUCUGUGAGAUUAACCUGGAAGCAGAGCUUUUCACCCUGCAGGACAGCAAUGGCAAGCUGGUGGCUGCGCUACAUGAGGCUAAUGCUAAUGUGGAGCAGUGGAAGAAGCAGCUUGCUGCAUAUCAGGAGGAGACUGAGAGGCUGCGAGAACAGGUAUCUGACUUGGAAGCCCAUGGAGGUCAAGGCCCCAGCGAUCUGCUCAAGGAUGAGUUGACCCAGUCACUGGAGGAGUUGGAAGCUCUGCUUAAGGCCAAAGAUGAGGAAAUUCACAUUCUGCAGAGCAAGAAAGUAGAGUACCAUGAGAUGGAACAAGAAAGAGACGAGGCCCUUCACAGAUUACAGGAGAUGGAGAUGCGGAACACAGAGCUGGAGAGGCGCAUCCAGAAUACAGAGCAGAACUUAAAUAGCUCCCUUGAGGAACGAGAUCGCAUGGACAACGAGAUCCAGAGGGCAAUCGAAAUCCUGGACAUCAAGAUCUUUGACCUGAAUGACCUCCGGCAGAGCCUGCUCAAGCUCAUCGACAAAUAAGAAGGGUAGAAUGAAGUGAUACAACCCUUCAUAAAAGAUGGGAGAUACAGAGGAUGACAGAGAUCAAUUAUAACAGUCAGUCCAGAUAGGACAAAAGUAAGAAGGUGCUGGUCCGGGUCUUCUUUAAGCACAAACACCACCUUGGCUCCAGGAAGAUUGAAGCUGCACCAAGAUCCUUUAGAAGCAGUGGCUGUACUCUACUCAACUAAGCAUAGGAUUUGACAUUGCCUAAAUACUGCAUAAAUACGAUUGUCUGUCAAAUCUAAUAGUGCUCAUGUUUCAUGUUGCUUUUGUGAGUAACACUGAAUGCAAUACACUAAGGUAAGAUAAGUACUUAACAGUGGAAGACAAGGACAGGUGGUUGUUGUUUUUCCAUUUUUUUCAGAGGAACUCACUUUUGUAAAAAAAAAAUGGGGAUGCGUUUUCAGGAUGUUUGAUAUGAAUCAAUGUUUCAGGUGGCAGGUGAUAUAACAAAUUAGUGCUCUAGAUAUGCAGCAACACAAAAAAUGGGUCGUAGAAACUAAGUGGACAUUUUAAAAAAGGGUAGUAGAGGAAAAUAUUUUCAUAUUCCUAUUUGUCCAGUCGCCUGAAUGCCUGCAUUAAAUGCUAGUUAUCAUUGAGCAACACCGAAAAAAACUCAAGACUGAUUUAAUUGAAAUCACACUGUUGUCCACAGUAUUGCAUUCUCUCUGACAAUAGGGCUAUGUCAGCUUUAAUAAGUAUUAUCAAAAAUAUUUACAUUUUCAUUGUUUAUACUAGUGAAUUUGCAUAUAAAACUAAGUGGCCAUUGUGGAUACUCUCCUACAUGAAUAUGCACAAAAUGUAGGCAAGUGUCAAGGCACAAUGGCAUGUGAAUGAUAACUUGGCAAAGCAUGAACAAUAAAUUCAAAAAAUAAGGGUAGGUGUGAUUAUAAUUGUGUUAUUGCAUUAAGCUACAAAACACCAAAGAUAAAAUAUUAAGAGCACAAAUGAUGGGUAAGAUCUUUAAAAGCUUGUCUAAUUUAUUCUUGUUCAUGUUUAUAAGGAAUGUAAUGUUAUAAGGGUAAGUUAACUCUUAGGUAAUUAUGGGCAAUUACUAUACAUUAGGCUUAUGAAUUUAGGACAAUUGUGUGUUUACCACUUGACUUACAUUAAUCCAUGCUACAAGUUGUCAAAAAUAAGACCUCUGCUAUAGCUCAUUGUAAAAUUUAAGCUGUCAGUAUUUGGAAUGGCCCUGUCUCAAUACUCAAAGUACUGUCUGUUCACAAACCACUGACCAGAUAAUUAUUGAUGAAAUUGAUUCAUAAUUCAACACGCUAGAGUACACAUUUAGCUUUGAAUAUACAAUAUGUUGCUUUUAAGGAAGAGUAUUAAUAUGCCCUGUCGUUUUUCAGCACUUUAACUGCUGUUUAGCUGGGGGGGGGGGCAAAAUCAUGCAUAAUUAAUCAUUUAAAAAGUAGAACGGUACAAAAGAUUUAUCAGAGAUUGAAUUGUCUAAUGUAAUCUAUUGCUAUGUUUGUAUUAUUCUUCAGUCUGUUCUAAAAUAUAGAUGUAGAUUGUUAUACCAGCUCCAUGUCUCCAGCACUGGGUUGCUGCCAUGGGGUGGAUCAAAAUAAAAGCAAGGAGCACAGUUAUUUGAAA